Messenger RNA from Triticum turgidum subsp. durum (durum wheat), 369 nucleotides. The record is from the annotation of a GenBank genome assembly. NCBI's taxonomy places the organism in Eukaryota, Viridiplantae, Streptophyta, Magnoliopsida, Poales, Poaceae.
AUGGUGCGGGGGAAGACGGAGAUGAAGCGGAUAGAGAACGCGACGAGCCGGCAGGUGACCUUCUCCAAGCGCAGGAACGGGCUACUCAAGAAGGCCUUCGAGCUCUCCGUGCUCUGCGACGCCGAGGUUGCGCUCGUCGUCUUCUCCCCUCGCGGCAGGCUCUACGAGUUCGCCAGCGCCACCAGGUACCCUCCCCCACGCAAACGCCAAAUCUUGAAUCUAGUUUCCCUGCUGCUGUUCGAAAUCCGGUUGCUGCUUGUGGGUUCUUGGGUUCAUGGGCGAGGCGACGACACCGUCCGGCCGUCUAGCGGUCUAGCCGGCGUUUGCAAUGCCGCGGUUGCUAUUAUUGGAGGCCGCGAACUCUUGUAG